This is a messenger RNA of Echinococcus granulosus, 816 nucleotides long. Its product is annotated as L-aminoadipate-semialdehyde dehydrogenase-phosphopantetheinyl transferase. Gene Ontology annotation, molecular function: magnesium ion binding; holo-[acyl-carrier-protein] synthase activity. Lineage: Eukaryota; Metazoa; Platyhelminthes; Cestoda; Cyclophyllidea; Taeniidae. The transcript has 6 exons. The coding region runs from base 1 to 816 and encodes 271 amino acids. Gene Ontology annotation, cellular component: cytosol. The record is from RefSeq and is a predicted model, not a curated record.
AUGUCUUGCGCCAUAUUUACGAUGUGGCGAUUCGCUUUCAAUCACGGACUUUGGGACCCGUGUAACGUGCAGCUGUCCCACGUUUUCCGUUGCAUAACAACCACUGAUCAAGAAAACGCCCUGAAAUUUGCAUACAAGCGUGAUGUUAAAUCCUUCUUGGCCGCGCGUCUUUUGACCUUGUAUAUGGCAAGGCGCCUUUUUGGCUUAGAUCCUAUUAAUGUGAAUGUAAAAAGAAGUGCAUACCGUCGGCCGUAUCUUGAGGGGGAACUUGAUUUCGACUUUAACCUCUCACACAAUGGUGACUUUACCCUUCUAACCUUCUGUCACGAAAUGCGAACAGGUGUUGACGUAAUGCAAGUGGAACUGCCACCUGCCUCUGAAUCGGUUGCUGGAUUUCUACUGAAAAUGAAAUCCCUUUUCACGCCCUCCGAAUGGCACUUACUUACCUCUACAAGCUGUGAAGACGGUGGAAGAAUUCGCAACUUCUUCAGGCUUUGGUGCCUAAAAGAGGCUUUUGUGAAGAAUAUUGGUACCGGUUUAAGGACAGAUAUUUCCACAGUAGAAUUCGAUCUUUCGGGAGGCGCUCCCAAAUGUACCUAUCCCGGGUUGGUGGAUACCGAGUGGAGGUUUGAAGAGCAUCAACUUCCCAACAGUCACGUUGCUGCGAAAUGUUCUGGUGUGGAACCCUUUCAAGAGCUUUCACCCAACGAUCUCCUUGAUACUUUGAGCCCAUGGAACGAAGUGAAAGACCACUUCUGGUCUGCCUAUUGUUUCAAAGAUAUGUGCCCCCCUUCCGCCCGACGGGUGCUUUAUUGA